CGUGAAUUAAGCAUAUCUGGUGUUUAUUCCUGCAAAUCCUCAAUGGGGACUUUACACAACCAAGGAGCAUUACGGGAGGGAUGCUGUUGCUGCUGUUGCUGCUGUGAGGGAGAGAGGUGAACGCAGUUGGAAAAGCAGUUUUUUUUCUCUCUCUCCUCCAAAGCUCCUCCUCUGCCGUCGGAGAGCGGAGACCGGUCACAUUUUGCUCAAUGAGAGCAAGAGGGCACCGGAGAGAGGAUUUCCUAAUUCCACCCUGCUGCUGUGCCGUGCGGCUGUUUUCUCGCCUCUGUCAAAGAGGCUAAUAUGAAGACAUCAUUUGGCAAACCAGACCCUGGAAAGCACCUACAAUCUUUAAAACACAUUUGAAACUGAAGACAGCGUCAUGCAUUGUCUCCCGUAAAACCUGCUCCCUGCUCUUCCUACCCAGCCAUUGACAGUGAGGACACCACGAGCUGCACAGCCAUGGGUUCAGAUCAACCCUGCAUGGAUGCACUAGAGAGAAGGCCCGUGUUGGGUGCUGCCUGUAAGCGGCAGGCCCACCGGUGUCUGCGGAAAAAGCUGAGGCCAGUGCGAAUCGUGGGAUUCAUCCUCAGCCUGGUGGCCGUAAGUGCUGUCUCCUUCAGUGCCUUGACCUGGAGCUCAGGGGGUUUCAGUGAGCCAGUGCUCCCCCAGGAAAGUCUCCACCAGUCGACCCCCCACAGGACUCUACUUUUCACCCAACACCAGAGGGACCCCAAUGUGUCAGCCGACAUGCCAACAGCCAUGAAAUCUACAGCAAAGUUCAACGAGAGCCAGGGGGAGUACCCGCCAGACCUUUUCACUCGUGCGGAGAGGCGCCGAGGAGCCGUGGUCCUCCACAUGUUUGGCAUGAUCUACAUGUUCAUUGCCUUAGCCAUAGUGUGUGACGAGUUCUUCGUCCCAGCGCUGACGGUCAUCACAGAGAAGCUGACCAUUUCGGAUGACGUAGCGGGUGCCACCUUCAUGGCAGCAGGCGGCUCGGCCCCGGAGCUCUUCACCUCCAUCAUCGGUGUCUUCAUCUCACACAGCAACGUGGGCAUCGGGACCAUCGUUGGCUCGGCCGUCUUCAACAUCCUCUUUGUGAUUGGGAUGUGUGCCAUCUUCUCCAAGGAGAUCCUCAACCUAACAUGGUGGCCUCUCUUCCGAGAUGUCUCCUUCUACAUCCUGGAUCUGAUCAUGCUCAUCAUCUUCUUCCUGGAUAACGUCAUCUCCAUGUGGGAAAGUAUCACGCUGCUCUCGGCCUACGCCGCCUACGUGAUCUUCAUGAAGUGCAACAGCACAGUCGAGAACUUCGUCAAGGGUUGCAUGAACAAGAACCAAGUGGUAGAAGUAGAAGUACAGCCCAAGGAAAGUCCUGGGGCGCCGGAAGAUGACGGCAAGCUGUCGGCCAGGCCCCGGCUUCAGAGGGGUGGUAGUUCCGCCUCCCUGCACAACAGCUUGAUGAGGAACAGCAUUUUCCAGCUGAUGAUUCACACGCUGGACCCUUUAAGUGAAGGUAAAUUUCGAGAGAAGGCAUCCAUCCUUCACAAGAUCGCUAAAAAGAAAUGCCAAGUGGAGGACAGUGAGAAGGCCAAUGGGGUAGCAAGCCGUUCAGAUAAGAACCUUCCGAACAGCUCCAGCGUGGAAGUGGAAGUGACACCACCCAUGAAUGGAACAGCAGGUCAAGAGGGGGAGACUGCUGAGGAGGAGGAGGAGGAGGACCAGCCUCUGAGCCUGUCCUGGCCUGAGUCCAACCGCAAGCGCCUCACCUACCUCUUAAUCAUACCUAUCGUCCUUCCCCUGUGGAUAACGCUGCCUGACGUCAGGAAGCCGACGGCAAAAAAGUUCUUCCCCAUCACCUUCCUGGGUGCCAUCACCUGGAUUGCAGGUUUCUCCUACCUAAUGGUGUGGUGGGCUCACCAGGUUGGAGAUACCAUUGGGAUUACAGAGGAGAUUAUGGGCCUGACUAUAUUAGCAGCUGGAACCUCCAUCCCUGACCUCAUCACCAGUGUUAUUGUGGCACGCAAGGGGCUUGGUGAUAUGGCUGUAUCCAGCUCCGUAGGCUCCAACAUCUUCGACAUUACUGUUGGACUGCCGUUCCCCUGGCUCAUGUGGUCCUUUAUCAACGAACUGAAACCGGUGCAAGUCAGCUCUAACGGCCUCUUCUGUGCCAUUGUGCUCCUCUUCAUCAUGCUCCUCUUCGUCAUCAUCUCCAUCGCCGCCUGCAAGUGGCGCAUGAGCAAGCUGCUCGGCUUCAUCAUGUUCAUGCUGUAUUUCGUCUUCCUGGUGGUCAGCGUCAUGCUGGAGGACAAGGUGAUUACCUGUCCGGUUUCCAUCUGAGGAUCUUGGAGGACCCAUUUACUCUCCCUCGUCACCACCACAACCACCACCAACACAACCAUACUUCUUGUCUGCCAUCGCUCUCACCCGACCCUUUGUGAUCCUUCGCCCCAGGAAUAAAAAAGAAGAAUAAGGAAGACUGGACAAGAGAAUAAAGCAGUUGGUGGCGAGGAGGGAUUAAACCCACAUGGGCAAAAGUCUAGGGCUUGGCUGGUUUAGCGUAGGCCUAACCUGAGUGGAUUUUUAUUUAUUAUUAUUUAAUUAGCAGGUGAGGGGAGGUUCUGUGUGUAUCAGCCAAAUAUAGAAGCAUUAUGCAUGCCAUUAGUGUCAAUAGACGAGCUCGAAUCCAGACCACGCCUGGUAGGUUGAGGAGGAUGACCUCCUGUGAACUUUGGGGGGAAAAACAAGAGAUGCGCUGUAUAAAACUCUCAAUAAUCCAUGCAGUGGCUGAGCUGAAAUUGUGAGCAUAUUUGAACACACACACUAGUUCAACAGACUAAGAUGCUGUCGCCAAGAGUGAAUAGGAGUUUGUGGAUGAGGAAUUGGCAGCCUGUGUGGGUGAAAAGUGUUUCCCGUCUGAUGGUAUUUAGCGAAAAGACUCUCCUGUGGGCUUUGCACCUGAGCAACAAGGGAUGAAACAGUCUCGCUGGGCAGACAAACUUCUUAUUUCUUAUUUUGCUAAUUCAUAAUGCUCAGUCUCAAUGGCGAGUUUAAGCUUCCCCUCUCCCCUGCCGGAUGUCAUUUUUCACCACUGAAUGUCUCUUCAGAGAAUUAUUCUUCUUUUUUAAAUUUUUGGAUUCAUUUUCAUGAAAUACAGUAUAUAGAAGUAGCAUUAGAUGUACUGUAGCAGUAUUAGGCAAUGUAGAGCCAUUUCGACAAUCUGCACCUCUUUUGUUCUUUUGCCACUGAACACACAUUCUUCUGAUUGUACAGAAUUUUCCAUGCUUCAUACGCACCGACUGACAAAGACGAGAAGAAAAAAAGCCUAAUUGAAGUUUAGCCUCUCAAAAUAUAUGCUAGCCUUCAAUAUCUUUCACUGGUUGAAAAAAAAAAGGCAUGAGUACCUUAGGCUCAUAAAAGUUCCGUAAUGAAGUCAAUGUCAAAAUAAUACAUUUGAAAAAAACUUAACAGUGUUUAAGCGUCAUAGUUGAUUUAGAUUAUUCAAUGUGUAGUGCUUUGUUCACAGUAGAACUGGGCUCAACUCACUGGCUAGUCAAGCUCCUGGGUAGUAGUUUCAAGGAGUCAACUGCAUGUUAAAGUAGACACUUGGAGGUGAAUAAUACCAAUCAACAUUUAAGAAGUCGUAUACCUAAAUGUAUACUUUUUCAAACAUGUUUCAUAACUUCUUCAUGCAAACCAGUGCUCAGUCUCUAUGUAGAAAGUGUCGACAUGUAUGGUCAAUGAUAUCUAUCAAACUUGUGCAAUUUCUUUUCUAAUCAAAGGUGCUUUUGUGUGCAUGUGUGCAAUCUGCAUUUAAAGUCAUCACACAAUGACCAUUCCUUAUAUUUAUCUAUGACUAGAGGUUAUACUACCAGUAUUUUGCAACUAAUUGCAAAAAGAAAUAUACACCAAACGGUGUUUUAUACUGGGAAUAGAAAUCAUAAUCACAAUCUCUCCUUAAGCUACAUAGAAUGUGGAAAUCACAAAUUUAACAGCAAUAUACCGUGUGUGUCGUUGAGAAUCGCAACCCCACCCCCAUGACCCUCCCCAUGCGUCUGUCCUUGCUGUCCCUCACUGUCCUUCCUGUCCGAUGUGGUCUCACACCCUACAACAAAAAAAGUGUGCAGCCAUUUCCUCCUAAAACUGACCCCUUCCUGUUAGAGCUGGCCAGUAACACCUGCUUUACCUCAACACAGCCUCUGUACAGCAGCGGAGUAACUGUAAAAUAAUAGUAAAUAGAUUCUCUGAAUGUGUGAGGAAAUGCAUGCAAGGAAUUUGGGCUGGUUACCCACUGACUGUACAGCUGAGCUUAGACCAACUAUAUAUGUUCACUUUUAUGCAUCCAUUCAAAAAGAAACACCAAGAACUUAUUGGUUUUACUCUGUAAAUAAUUUUUUUUUGCAAGAAACAAAUGGCUCACACAUGUAUUUUUUUUUAAUAGUGGAUGGGAAAGGAUAAUGAUAUGCUGGAGGCCCUUAAGUAUUAUAGUAUUAUUGAGCGAAAAGACAACUCAAGAGCAUUUAUUUUUAGACUACUCCACAUCUUAUUCGCAUGCUUUACACUGUAAACAUGCUUGUUCAGCAUCUGUUAAGAAAACGAGAGUUGUAAUUACCAUAUUGCUUCCUUGAAUUCAACAAUAGUGGGGUACUGUGUUUUCUGACACUUGGCAAAGAUUUCAAAUGCACAGGUAAAAGAAAACUUUCAUUCAUGCAAACCAAACUCAUAUGUUAAACUGUUAUUUGUCCUCUCGUAUAUCUCCUUGAACAUUUCCACAACACAGAUUCAUAGUCAAUUUAAGGCUUCUAUUGAUGACUCAUGUACUUUGUGAAAUUCUCCUGCACACAUUUCCCAUUAAACUCUUUCCUCAGAGCGCCCACACACUCUUCUUAACAUAACACUUCACCUCACCAUUCUUUAGAAGAAGAGUUAGACAUUUGGGGAAAUGCACUUUUUUGCUUUCUUGCCAAGUUAGAUGAGAAGAUGGAUGCCACUUUGAUGUCAGUGCAGUAAAUACAAAGAUAGAGCUAGCACUUUAGCUGAGCUUAGCUUAGUACAAAAGCUGGGAACUGGCUAGUCUGGCUCUUGUUGUGUUUUCAGAUUUUGAGAAAGGAGAGGCUUGGUCCAAUAAAUAUUUAACAAAAAGAUGUAAUAUAAAAAUGUCAUGACAAACAACUAAAAGUUUUACACUGCAGCGGGCUGACAUAGCGGUCUCUCCUAACGGAUCAACACCUUUUCAGUCCCCUUUUCCUACGCUGCUCACUAUAUUCUCCUGGUGAUGUGGGUGGUUAAUUUUCCCCACGUGGCUUAGGAUCAUUUUGCAUUAGUCCUUCAUUUGGUCCAUGCUCCUGAGCGCAUCCCAUUGGAUCUCUUCGGUGCCCCUAUAAGAAGGACAUAUUUUUAAAUUCAUAUGUGUUCAAGGUUACCCUCGGUCAUUGAUGAAGGUUAUAACGUGGAAAUGUAAAUUCUUUUCAAGCUACAGGAAUAAACAUUCUUUGGUCUUAUCUACUUGGCCUACCAGCAGGAUUGAGCUCCAAGAUAAAUAAACAAAGGGUUUCUUCCUGCCGUGUGACAAAAGAAGGGUCACCCCCUCUGAACUGUAGGAGAGCAGUCAGACAUGAUUUAAUUAACUUGAGGAGCUUAGGAAUCCGUAUGAAAGGGAAGGAUAUUGAUUGGGUCUAAAGUUAUUGAUACAAUUCUUCUGCCUAACCCAGCUGCAGCAUAUAUUGUGAAUACAUUAGAACAUUAAAGUACAUUGACAUCAAAGAUCAGCAUUGUUUUAACAUUUUUAAACUCUACUCUCUAUAGCCAAAGGUAGCAAAAUCCACCUACAAGCACCUCUAAAGCUAACUAACUAACACGUUAUAUCUAGUUUGUAUCCAUUCAAAAAACUAAAAAAGUGUAAAAACAACAAGGUGUGGUUUUACAUUGGUUUAUGUGCAGGCAAAGCUAGCUGUUUCCCCGUUUCCAGCCUUUGUGCUAAUCUAAGCUAACCGUUUGCUUGUGGUAGCAUCAUAUUUACCGUACAGCCAUGAGAGCAGUAUCAAUUUUCUUGUCUAACUCUCGGCAUAAAGGCUAAUACGUGUGUUUCCCAAAAUGUCUAAAUAUUGCUUCAACAGGUCAACAGAUAUUUUGCUACCACUAUACUUAGCCAACAUGAGCAUUCUGUACCUGCACACUUCCACUGCAAAAACCUACUGUCAAGACAACAAUUACUUUUUUCUUUCUCCAAAGUUCCUAUGGUGUUUUUAAGUGAAAGCACGAAUGGUGAAGGAAAAAACUAAAAGAAAAAAAAUCAAAAGGCUAAGCGGUUUAACAUGUGAGCUUGGCAUUGAUUGUGGUUCACCAGGAUAAGCGACCAUGAAAGUUGACCACCAAUGAACAUUCUUGCACUGUAAAUGUUUUAUUUUCUUGGUGUUAUUGUAAGAUUUAUUUAAGGUGUACAUAUAUACAGAUACAAAUUAACCAUAUAAUCUAUAUGUGUAAAAGAAAU
Perca flavescens (yellow perch) is the source of this 6487-nucleotide messenger RNA. Its product is annotated as sodium/potassium/calcium exchanger 2. Gene Ontology annotation, cellular component: plasma membrane. Gene Ontology annotation, biological process: calcium ion transmembrane transport; long-term synaptic potentiation; intracellular calcium ion homeostasis. The transcript is spliced from 11 exons. NCBI's taxonomy places the organism in Eukaryota, Metazoa, Chordata, Actinopteri, Perciformes, Percidae. The coding region runs from base 463 to 2337 and encodes 624 amino acids. The record is from RefSeq and is a predicted model, not a curated record. Gene Ontology annotation, molecular function: calcium, potassium:sodium antiporter activity; calcium channel activity.